AUGGAAAAUUCACAAAAUGAAACGGAAUUAUCCGAGUUUUUGUGUUUCCUAGAAAAAGAGGAUUUUAACUAUUUUAAUAGUGAAAGAACAAAUGCCCUUUUAAAUUUAUACAAAUUAAACAAGCCAAAAGUAGGAAAGGGAGACAUAAAAACGAUGAAAAAACUAUGGGAGAUUAUAGCCCGGGAAAUGUCUAAUAAAUAUAAAAUUACUGUAAGCCCUGCAAAAUUUGAGAACAAAUAUAAGGUUCUAGAGCGAGCUUAUAAGAAAUUUGUUGAGAAUAAUAACAAGAAAAAGGGCAGGGGCAGAAAAGAAUUCGUUUAUGAAAAUAUUUUCAACGAAAUAUUUGAUAAAAAGAUGGCGGCACAGAAGUAUAGGAUCGUUGUUGCUUUAACAAUGAAAAUGUGUUUUUUUUACUGCAAAAACGGUACAAGCCACAUUGUUUACAUCAUGGCGACACCACGUCCUUCGUCGUCUCGGCAAAAACAAUUCGUUUAUAAAGAUUUUGAUGGAGAUUCUGAGGUAGAUUUCGAUUCGGAUGAUAGUAUUAAGGAUAGAGAUUAUGUGGAGAGUGAAAGUGAAACAUCCUUAAGUGAUGAAGGACAGAGAACAAUUAUUCAACUAAAAAGAUUAUGGGACAAAUUAAAACGGCAUAGAAAAGGCGACCUAGCAGAGGAAAGGCGUGAGUUGAUGACAACAGGUGGUGGAUCACCGCCACCCCUACCUCCCCCUCAACCAGAAAUAGAUAAUCUCCUACCACACCUGGAAUUUGAAAUAAAUAAUAAGGACGAUUCCGAUGGUAUAAUUUUAAAUGGAAAUGCGGAAGGUACCAAAAAAUACCAGCAAGGUGCAGUAAAUAGAGAGAGAGAGAAGGAGCACUUGGAGGAGCUGCAUAAGGUACGCCUAGAGGAGGCAAACUAUAAAAAAGAGGCUGCUAGACUGGUUAUGCUCCAGGAGAAAGAAAAAUAA
Messenger RNA from Psylliodes chrysocephalus, 966 nucleotides. NCBI's taxonomy places the organism in Eukaryota, Metazoa, Arthropoda, Insecta, Coleoptera, Chrysomelidae. The record is from the annotation of a GenBank genome assembly.